This is a messenger RNA of Helianthus annuus (common sunflower), 612 nucleotides long. Its product is annotated as programmed cell death 6-interacting protein-like. The transcript has 2 exons. The record is from RefSeq and is a predicted model, not a curated record. The coding region runs from base 1 to 612 and encodes 203 amino acids. Lineage: Eukaryota; Viridiplantae; Streptophyta; Magnoliopsida; Asterales; Asteraceae.
AUGAACCAAAUCGAAGAACCAGAGGGCCAAAACCCUUUGGGACCAGCUGACCAUUUCCCCGAGUACCAAAACAUGGAUGUGGACGAUGAUCCAGAUCCUGAGAUGCCACCAUCUGGGACGCCGACGCAUCCCAUCGAGACUUCUAGCGGAUCAUCUUUUCAUGGCGGUCACGCCACCGCCACCACCAGCGCUAGAGCAGCCACCGCCUCCCGAACCAUCGGGGCGACGAAGAACUGCACGGAUGUCCGUGCGUGGGGGUUUCCAUUUCAGCACCCCCAACACUCCAGCAACAGCAACUACCCUCCUAUCCAGGAUGACCCGCAAAUGGGUGGGCCUUCAAAUGCAAUUUCUGAAGUCGACUCUGCACCAGUAGCACCAGCACCACCCAUGGGUUAUGAAAACCCAAUUCCAUCUUACCCAGGUGCAGCUGGGUACAACCCGUUUGAGCAGCAAGCUUAUUCGGGUUAUAACUACAACAAUGCACCUACUGUUGACCCGUACAUUGAAGCAGCAAACUUCAAUGCUCUCUACCCUGGUCCCUUUCCACCUACGUACCCAACUGGGUACCCUGCAUAUGGGUAUCAAUACCCACCACCUCCUCAACUACAGUAG